Molecule: messenger RNA, 1627 nt
Organism: Phyllopteryx taeniolatus (common seadragon)
Lineage: Eukaryota; Metazoa; Chordata; Actinopteri; Syngnathiformes; Syngnathidae
Product: cortexin domain-containing 1 protein-like
Exons: 2
Coding region: 1000-1182 (60 amino acids)
Source: RefSeq, a predicted model, not a curated record
GUACAUGACGACUGCUCAAAUGGAUUUCCAUAGUUCUCAGCAUACACAGAUGGUAGUCCAGAUAUUCACAUUUGCAAACUGACUCCCCAUUCGAGUGAUUGCUUAUGUAAAACGUUGGAGAAAGUGCGAGUGCGUGUUUAUUCUUUUCAAACCAACAACCAGCUUUAGUUCCCUCCCGCCUCCCCUUGUUUUGGCACGCAACCUAAAAGGCCUUCUAGGCUAAUUGAACACAACGGCCGAUCACUUUACACGCACGGUCGUGAAGAUUGUUCAUUUGAAUGUCGCAGGGUCAGUUUCUGCCCCGCCACGGCCACGUGUCAAUUGCGAUUGCAUCUCCUGUUUCGCCUGCGCAUACUAUCCUUACUCCUCCCAAAUCCGCAAAUGUUUUGUCCUCUUUGUGGUACCUAGUCAGCCUUUAUGUAACACAUAAGGUCAGCAUCUAAAUUUGAACAGUGUGAAGUCUUAAGCGGUGACACGUAAACGCCUCCUUUGACAAGAGAACAAAAGUGUGUCGGGUGUUUGAUUCACUUGCACGCUGUCGACUUAUCAAAUUCCCUCUUAAGUAUUAAUAAGGGCUUACAGCUCCAGAGGAGGCCGCAAGACGCAAGCGUACGCCAUGAAUGUUGCAGGAAUGCGAGUACCCAAUAUCCUUUUAAGUUGUUAGGGACAUAAAUCAGUUCACACAUGUACAAUGUUAUCUCAGUGCAGUGUAAUGUUCCCCAAGGUGUGUGCGAGUAAGCUCAUUUUCUCAUGUAAUGAUCAUGAGGGAAGGAAGAUGAGCGUAAAAGCUGCGCUAACCAAUCACCGUCUUAUGUAAGUGACAUUAUAAGGAAGCAGCGGCGGAACCAACGCAGGUGUUUGAAACUCUUCGAAAGUUUGGACGCAUGGCGGAAAACCCGCAAAGACAAUAGAGUCCUUGCAGUGCAAGCAUGGCUGCGUGCAUGGAGGUCAUCGUCUCCUUGGUACACAUUUGAACUGACACUGGGGGGAAUCGGCCACAUGGACCACAGGGCACAUCCUGCGCCCCCGUUGGAGGUUGAUGUGGAUCUGGGCUUUGCUCUCUUCUUCCUCUUCCUUCUGUGUUUCUUCCUGCUGGUGACGGUGGUGCGCUGUGCCCAGACGGUGGUCGACCCUUACGGUUCCAUCUCCACCUCCACCUAUCAGGAGGAGCAGAUUACAUGAAGACCCUGAAUAGUUGCGACGGACUAGAAACUAAAUCUACUACAACAACAACAACAAAAUCUUAAAUACACUCUUGUAAAUGUGAUCUAUUUGAGUGUUUGACUUACUGUAAACGUACGGUGCUUAAUAGAUUCCUUAGACCACCAUCCAAUUUAAGGUUUAUAACACAGCUAACCAUAAUUAACAGCAUUGCUAUUUUUAAUGUUUUCUUUAAUAGUUAAUACACCACCAGUAGUAGUAGAAACUCUUCAACUGCAAUGAUAUUGUUAAUGCUAAAAUGUCUCUAAUAAUGUACUCCAGUUCUACACCACUACAAACUCCAAGCACAACAAUAAACAUAUUGUUAAAUGAAUACCUCUCUGACAGUGUCUAUUAAAACAUGAUCACAUUUGUAAAGACAGACUAUUUCAUACAGCUCUCAUAUUGGACAACAUUGUACAGUGCA